Molecule: messenger RNA, 4685 nt
Organism: Malaclemys terrapin pileata
Lineage: Eukaryota; Metazoa; Chordata; Testudines; Emydidae
Product: T-lymphocyte surface antigen Ly-9-like
Exons: 12
Coding region: 914-3349 (811 amino acids)
Biological process (GO): natural killer cell activation involved in immune response
Cellular component (GO): external side of plasma membrane
Molecular function (GO): MHC class I protein binding
Source: RefSeq, a predicted model, not a curated record
GUCACCAUGCCCAGGACUUGAGCCCAGCCCCACGGGACAGGAGCCCCCACUGCGGGGUGAGUUCAGGGCUCCAACACCCCACCCGCCCCACCGCACUUCUCCUCCUCACCGGGCCGGCGGCUCACCUCGGAAGUCACGGACACAGAGCUCUGGUAUCUGUGACACAUUUGCCCAGAAAUCCAAAGCCCUAAUUCCGACGGACGGAGCUGGUCUGCGCCUAAGCCUCCUCCUCCACCCCCUGCCAUCGCGUCUGUUCAUUUCCAGGCCCCUCGCUGUCCUACUGCGCCGGGAAGGGGAUUCUGCUGCUCCUGGCCUUGGGGCCAUGGUCGCCAUGACGGCAGCGACUCACGUCCUAACCAGAGACGGGCAGGGACCGGAUGAAAAGGGAGAAGAAAGGUCUGCGGCAGCAGCUGUCGCCGAGCUCGGUGGUUUACACUGACGCUGGCCCAGCUCCGUGGGUUUCACAGAAAUGUUGAAUUGCAGCAAGCCAGGGCAAAAUGUCCCUAGAGAUCCGUCUGAUUUGUUUCCUGGUUUUUCAACCAGGUCUGAUGAAGACCAUUAAAAAACAAACUUUCAAAACUCCGAAUAUCCUGUCGUCUCUACACGACUUCCUCUGUUGAGCAACAAAACCUUCCCUCUCCAUAGACCCUGCUCAGUUUCAGUCUGACACACGCAGAAUCUCAGCUGCUCUGCAGAGUUCUUAGGAGCCGUUCAGCUGCCGGGUUUCUGCAGAAAAGAGCGAGGGGAAUUUGCUCACCACCUGGGGGCUAGAUUAUCUACAGACCUUUCAGCAGGGGACUCACAAGAUCCUCCUGUCCAACCACUCCGAGCUCUUUGCCCAGCUGGUCUGGAUAUCCGCUCUAUAGACCGAUUACUCCUGGCUUAGCAGCCCGUCCCACCCUGCACUGCCACGAUGCUCGGACCUCGACGGCCUUCCCUUCUCUUCCUCCUGCUGGCGUUCCAAGCUGCAGCUGCAGGAGCCCCCAGAGAAGAGUCUGGGUCCGUGAGGCUGAACGGGAUUUGGGGAGAGUCCGUCACUUUCUCUCCUGUGGUUCCAACAGGAACCCGGGUUACCAACAUAGUCUGGAAUGCAAAAACAAUUAUAGCAGUUGUGGAACCAGGAAAACAAGCCCCCCUCAAUGUGAUAGAUCAGCGUUACGCAGAGCGACUGAGAGUCCCUGACGGGGGCUACUCAUUGCAAAUCACUGGCCUGAGCCAGGAGGACACGGGCACGUACACAGCACAAAUAACCAUACAGGGAAUCACUGAACCCAUCUUCCAGAGAUUCGCCCUGCACGUGUACAAACGACUGACAGAGUCAGACAUCACAAUCUUCCCUGUGCAGGACUCUGUGCGCACUGUGAAUGGGACGUGUAACGUCACCCUGCACUGCACCCUCCAGGGGGGAGGAGAGGAUGUGACCUACACCUGGAACCAGACAUCAGAGAGCACUGUUGUCUCCAGCGAAGCAUCCAUUUUCAUCUUGCACAGACUCGGAUGUGGGGUCUUACCUGUUACCUGCACGGCCAGGAACCCCGUCAGCAGCAGCUCAAAAUCAAUUUCUCUCCAGGAAUUUUGUGAAGGUUUCGCGAGCAGCCCAGCGAGCUAUUGCCAGGUGAAGGGGAUUCUCCUGCUCGUGGUGCUGGGAACCCUGGUCACAGCCAUCGUCAUGGUGCACGUCCUCACCCGGGACAAAGAGAGGCUGGAUUAUUGUAAAGAAAUGGAAGUGGCUGCAAUUGCAGAGGAAUCGGUUCAGUUACAGCCAGUGAAAUUGCCAGAGUCGUGGGCAGAAAUCACCUGGAAGGUCACACUAGACUCAGCAGAGACGUAUCGGAUCAUUGAUCCCGUUAAGAAGUCAGACAGUGGCCUCUAUACCUUGCUAAUUGACACUGGAGGAGGCCGUGAAGACAUCACAAAGUUCCGUGUUUCUGUGUUUGAGCGAGUCCGGCAGCCAAACCUCACGGUGCUCUCUGCCCACGCGGAGCUCGGCCAGUGCAACGUUACCCUGUCCUGCUCCGUGCCUGGCGCUGACAGAGUCACCUACGGCUGGUCCCGAGGCACGUCCCGGAUCCCGUCUGACCGGGACCAUCAGCUCCAUGGGCACCAAUCCCUGCUGCACGUAGUGAUUAAUGCAAACAGCAGUGACGCCUUCUAUCGUUGUAACGCUAGUAACCAAGCCAGCUGGGGCGCAGACACUGUAGACGGCAAAUCAUUGUGCGACUCCCCAGCCACAGGUUUCGCGAGCAGCCCAGCGAGCUAUUGCCAGGUGAAGGGGAUUCUCCUGCUCGUGGUGCUGGGAGCCCUGGUCACAGCCAUCGUCAUGGUGCAGGUCCUCACCCGGGACAAAGAGAGCGCGAGUUACCACAAAGGAAAGAGCGUCUCGCUGGGGAAGUUGCAGAGCUGUGGGGCGGGUCAUUUCUCUGCAGCCCCUCGGCACCAUCAGGGAUCGGCCACUCAGCAAACCCUGCCGGCCAACCCGCUCCGGUUCUGGGUCUGUUCGGUCAGGACACCCGUUAUAUGGACUGACGGCCGCCCGCUCUGCCUGCCCCUCGCUGUCAGGAUGGAGGGGGCUCGACGGCCUUCCCUUCUCAUGCUCCUGCUGGUUUUACAGCCCGGCGGGUUCGGCAGAGCAGAGGCAGACGCGCUGGAGCUGAGCGGGAUUCUGGGAGGGUCGGUCACUUUCCCUCUGGAGAUCCCAGCAGCAGAGCAAUUCGAGAUCGCUGCCUGGACUGUAAACACAAACAGUCUAGCAACUGUAACACCAGGGAAACCACCCAAUGUCGUUCUGAUAGACAAAACAAAUUACCGCGGACGCCUGGAAAUCCUUGACCAGAGCUACUCCCUACAGCUCACCCGCCUGCGGAUGGAGGACACGGGACAAUACAGAGCGGCCGUAAACACGGAUAAAGGCUCUGUUACCAAGCGCUUCACACUGCGCGUGUACAAGCCAGUACCGGAGCCAACUGUCCUCUGUGACUCAGUGACCUGUGUGAGUGAAACCUGUAACUACAACCUGAGCUGCACCGUCAGGGAUGGAGGGGAGCAUGUGACCUACAGCUGGACUCACACAGCAGGGGGCGCUGUUGUACCCAAUGAGUCCAUUCUGCACAUCUCUCUGAGCCCCCGUGAUGCUCACCUGAAUGUCACCUGCACAGCCCAGAACCCCGCCAGUAACAGCUCCACAACGGCCUCUGCAAAGAACCUUUGUGCAGCUCACUCAUCAGCCCCGGCCUCCUCGCUGUCCUACUGCCACGUCAAGGGGAUCGUCCUGCUGCUGGUGCUGGGAGCCCUGAGCGCCGGGAUCAUCGUGGUGCACGUCCACCCCGGCAGGGAGCGGAGACGGGACUGAGAGCAGAGGAGCUCCCACUGCGGCUGCCAAUCCCGCCUGCGCGUUCCCCAGCCCGCCAGCCCGAGGGUGAUACAGGGGGACGCUCGCUUGCAGCUUCCGAAGGGUGAAUGUCACUGAGUGGAAGGAGGGGAAGUAUUGGGUCCCUCUGUGUGGUGGGAGAUGUGGUGGAGAAUCGGCCCUGCUCAGAGGCGGCCUCUGGCAGCCGCCAACAGCACAACAUGUGCGCCUGCCUCAGUUUCCUCCCAUCAACCUUCUGAAAAGACCCCAGUGUCUAAUUGUUCCCCUACCUGGGGCUGAUUUAUUAUCCCAGAGUGUAAACAGUCCCCAGGCGCCCAGCCCAGAGCUCACACAAAUUCCCCGACCCAGAGCUCACUGCUCAGUCCCCACGGCUCCUCCAGUGCCGGAUUCUAACCAGGCUUCCCAGGCCCGUCUGGGCUUCCCAGACCUUUCCCAGGGACUCCCUGCCGUGCCCGCUUCCCCCCCGCCAGGCUCUUCCCCCCUCCAUGGCAUCCGGCUCUCUGGGGACAGGAGCUCACUUCCAGCUGCACCUGGUUAAUGCCCAAGGCAGGCCGGCCCCGGCCUCUGGCUGUUAAAGGGGCAGAACACCCUGUCACGGAGGCACUUUCCCCCCACUGUGCUCUGGGGCCGAUGACUGUGCGGGGCAGGGCGAUGGAGAGCCAGGACCAAGGAGUUUGGCCUGGAAGAAACUCAGCUGCCUUGUGAACCCAGGACUGGCCCUAAACACAGGGGACCCUGGCCUGGUCUAGACCCAGCUGCUGCCCCAGUGUCACUCUACUGGUCAGUGGGUGAUUUUCUACUGGUACAAUGAAAGCGCUGCCUCCCUUACUGGGGAUGCCCUUGUCUCAGUGGAAAGGGGCAUCUCUGGGUGCAGCCCCAGAACCUCUUUAACUGUCUCGGUUUCUAAGCCAAGCCCGUGUGGAGACAAGCCCUUAGGAAUUACCACAUGGGAUCAGAAUCCCGGCCAGUCUAGAUCAGCGUCCCUACUCCAGCCCUGCCCUGCCUCGGAUACUUCAGAGGAAGGAGAAACACUCCCCGUAGUGGGCAAUACUGGAAUAACCUGCCCAUAUGAGGAAUUUUCCUCACCCCACGCACAGAGAGAAGUUGGUUUAUACCCUGGUGCCAAAGAGUUAAUGUCCCUUCCACAUUCUAUCUCUCCUCCCCAGCAGAACCGUGAAUGUCCUUGUGAUUCAGACAGGUCAAGGGUGUGUUGGGUUUUAAUCCUGCAAAAGCGUGACAAAGCGAUAAUAUCCAGUGGCAAUGAGUUCUGCGGGAUAACUUUCCAUCAUGUAAAUAAAGUCUCCACUUCUGCACUCCA